AGUUUUUAUUCUUAAAUGUCUAACAAAAUCUAAUCUCUUAAAAUUUCUUUAGCUUAUUAUGCACUGGUAAAUCCAUUAUAAAUAUCAUAUCUAGCCAAUAUUUAUAUUAUAGUCAAACCUGUAUUAGGGGGCACAGUAUUAAGCAAUCACUCUUAUUUUCAUCUCUAUUAAUUAAGCAGUCGCCCUUUACUGAAUACUGAUGGCUUGUUUGUAUGCUCUUCCACCUGAACAGUCACUUAAAGUGGAACCUCUCAAGUAAUACUAGGAAUAAUCUUUCUAGGAAAAUUUAAUCCUUGUUUAUCUCCUAAAAUCAAUGUAUUGUUUUUGAGCAAUUGUUUUGGAAUGGGACAAGAUGGCAUUUUUUAUAACACCCUAUUAUGUGGAACCUGUUUUAGUCAAGCGGUCACUUUGUCAUUCCCGGUGGGUGACUGCCUAACACAGGUUCAACUGUAGUCUGUUUAUAGUCUGAGUCUUGAGUGCAUAAGUCAAAGUGGCUUAAACAGCUGUUACUUAUUCACUGAGAUCUUCACCAAGUGUGUCUAUGAAAUAGCUCUGUGUACUUCAAGAGAUUGAUCUCCUUUCAUUUAUUGAGAUACUACAUGGUAAUCUUGCCCAAAUAUCCAUUAACAUAUUGCUUUCUUUUUUUAUUUAAGACUGUGACUCUAGUUGGCAUGUGGUUAAUUCCUCUUUACUUCAACAUUCAACUCAAGUUCUGGCGCAUGUUGUGUGCCUGGGCUUUGUUCUCUGUUUUAACUGGUUUUAUUGUUUUCAAGUCCACACGAAAACCAGUUGCACCAAGUACACCUAGACUAGUUUACAAGUGGUUUCUCCUUGUGCACAAAGUAACCUAUGGCCUGGGAAUAUUAGGCUACAUGAUAGUUUGUAUGACCAUGCUGGGAAUGAAUUUUAUGUUUGCAAUUAAGCCUGAUACUGCAAUGGAGUUUGGAGUGACAGUCUUGUUCUAUGGACUAUAUUUUGGAGUUCUUGGCAGAGAUUUUGCAGAGAUUUGUGCUGAUAAGAUUGCAUCAAAAUUAGGAUAUACAAGUAAAGGUGGUCUUCCGAGCAGAAGUCUAGAGACUAAUAUAUGUGCAGUAUGUGGCCAGGAGCUUGUGUUGCGUAGCGAUGAAGAUGAUGACGAUGGGCCUGAGAAAACUUAUAAACUUACAUGUGGUCAUUUAUUUCACGAGUUCUGUAUUCGAGGCUGGUGUAUUGUUGGAAAGAAACAAACCUGUCCUUACUGUAAGGAGAAAGUGGACCUCAAGAGAAUGUUCUGCAACCCGUGGGAGCGCCCUCACGUCCUAUUUGGACAGGUGUUGGACUGGAUCCGAUAUCUGGUCGUAUGGCAACCCAUAAUAAUAGUUGUAGUUCAGAUAAUUAUUUAUUGUUUAGGAUUGGAGUAGCUUCGGCUACUGAUGCUUCAGAGAAUGGUUUAAUGUAACGAAAAAAUGACAUAAACUCAUUGUAAAACAAAGUUUUAUUUUCCCAAAUUCAGACAGCAGUUGGAGAAAUGCCCAAAUGUUUGUCUAGUCUCGUGUUAUUUGAAGAGAUUUUUAAUGCUUAAAAUGAUGAUUUCGUUCGUACUUUGGUUGUCGAACCCGUAAAUGUAUUAAUCUCACGAAAUAAACCCCUAAUUCUUUCGUUCAAAAAGAGUAUGAAGAGUCAUUUUUAAAUUCUUGCUACAGUCUUUUCUCCUCAGUUUCACCGCAGAGUUUACGUUUCAAUGGUUCUUUCAUUCACGACUUGAACAAUGUUACCGAUUUUUAUUCCGCUAACAACUUCGCUAGCCUUAUUAAAUCACAGGUACAAUACUGUUUUAAAAUUAAUAUAUCCGGAAGUUGCGAAUAUCUUCUGAGACCUGCCACGGUAGGAGUUGGAUUGCUAAUAACCUUCUGGGUUAUUGUUUUGUCCUGACCAGUUUUCUAAAAGUAACAAUCAGUUAUCAUUGGCCAUUGGUGUCACCAUUUCACCUCUGAUUAGCUGGCUAAAAGAACACAGCUUUUACUCUCUAGCACUGUUUUCGUUACACUAGUAAACACUAAUUUAAAGUUUUAUCGCAAAUGAAGCAGUUUAAGGCUGGAUUACGGCAAAAAAAUGUCAAUGUUGUUAAAGGAUAAAUGGAUCGUCCGCUUUGAAUUAUUAUUAAACAAUCAAAUAAUCCCCCGCUUCUUCUUCAUUUCUAAAUUUCAAUCUGCAUUUCUCAAUUAUUUUUAACAAAUUCCAAAUUAAGUCGAUUGCUAGAGAUGUUGCAAUCCUACUUUUAUCAGAAUGUUGCUUUUUCGCAAAUGAACCUUUCAUCUUAACAAUAGUUGUCCUGUAUGCAAAGUAAAACUUUUUAUCCCAAUACGGUCUUGGCAGGCUUAUGAGAGUCUCUAAGGCAUUUUUUUUGUUUUAUCCCUCUUCGGCUUUGGGGGAAGGCAGAGACCACGGCCUUUAUAAUCCUAAAAAUUAUUUUGAACCUCAUCGAGUCUUAAUCCAAUAAAUAUGUUUCUUGCCAUCUGAAUGUUAAAAAAUAAAAACUAUGAGACUCACAGACAUAGACCUCGGCCUUUGUAAUACUCAAAGUUAUUCUUAACCUCAUCGAGUCUAAAUCCGAUAAAUACGUUUCCUGCCAUCUGAAUGUUAAAAAUAAAAACUUAGAAUCGCAGUUGGCAGGCAAACUGAGUAAUUCACAUCUCCGUUUGAAAAUGGAUACGACGGUGUAACAAAAAACUUAUUUUGAUUAGUAGACAUAAUAACCUCGCAUAUUGAAUUUAUAUUUGUGCGUGGAGGAAAUAGUUAUAGAAUUUCUCGCAAUAGUGUCUGUAAAUAAAUUAAAAGUACACUU
Messenger RNA from Stylophora pistillata, 2824 nucleotides. Its product is annotated as E3 ubiquitin ligase Rnf121. Gene Ontology annotation, cellular component: endoplasmic reticulum membrane; Golgi membrane. NCBI's taxonomy places the organism in Eukaryota, Metazoa, Cnidaria, Anthozoa, Scleractinia, Pocilloporidae. Gene Ontology annotation, molecular function: ubiquitin protein ligase activity; metal ion binding. The record is from RefSeq and is a predicted model, not a curated record. Gene Ontology annotation, biological process: ERAD pathway.